CCCGCUUUCCUCUACAUUCCCCUCCCUUUUGUUUUUAUGAGGCGCAUAAUUAUUAGUAAAGACCCCUAAUUACUCAAAGUCCGAUUCAAUCGCCGCCGGCUUCCGCCGUAUCAGAUCCGUCUUCUCAGAUCAUGCGCUUCGUGUCCACGCCGACUCCAUUCUCCCGCGCGAGCUUCUCGUAGAUCGUGCUUCUUCUCGCUCCUCUCUCUUUCCACUUGUCCCUGCUCGUUCCUUGACACGUUGCGGCGUUUCUCUGAGAUUGUGAUUUUGUAAGCGGCGGCGGCGCGUGGUCGUUUUGAUUCUUUUUUUUGGAAGUGGAUUUGGAUAUAUUACGGUUAAGGGGUCUGGUUUUGGGAAUCCAGUUUCUAUUUUUGGAAAUAUUUGGAGUUGGGGAUUCGGAGCUCCGAAAACCCGAUCUUGAACUUGAAUUAAAGCAUUCAAAUAUUUUCCCACUUUUGACUCUGAAACUUUUUGUUAUAAAUAGCAGUAAGUGUUUUUCAGUGAGAGUAUUUUCGUCCGGCGACGUUUCUUAUUAGCAAUGGAAGACCGAAACGUCCGGUGUAGGAUUUCCGACGUCGUUAUGGACGUCGUGAUGCCGUAUCUGCACGACCCGAAGGACCGCGACGCCGUGUCGUUGGUGUGCAAGCGGUGGUACGAGCUCGACGCGCUCACGCGGAAGCACGUGACCAUCGCGCUCUGUUACACCACUACCCCCGAUCGGCUGCGGCAGCGGUUUCAGCACCUGGAGUCGCUGAAGCUGAAGGGGAAGCCGAGGGCGGCGAUGUUCAAUCUGAUUCCGGAGGACUGGGGAGGGUAUGUGACGCCGUGGGUGAGGGAGAUCGCCGACUCCUUCCACCGCUUGACGUGUCUGCACUUUCGGCGGAUGAUUGUUAGGGAUUCGGACCUGGAGCUGCUGGCUGAGACGCGCGGGCGCGUGCUCCAGGUGCUUAAGCUCGACAAGUGCUCAGGGUUUUCCACCGAUGGGCUUUUCCACAUCGGCCACUCCUGCAGGAAUUUGAGGACCUUGUUUUUGGAAGAGAGCUCCAUAAAGGAGAAGGACGGCAAUUGGCUACACGAGCUUGCUGAGAACAACACUGUCCUGGAGACUCUGAAUUUUUAUAUGACGGAUCUUAUCAAAGUCAAAAUCGAAGACCUUGAACACAUAGCCAAAAACUGUCGCUCCUUAUCCUCUGUGAAGACUAGUGAUUGCGAAAUCUUGGAUCUAGUGGGCUUCUUCCGUAAUGCAGCUGUCUUGGAAGAGUUUUGUGGGGGUUUCUUCAACGAGCAAUCAGAGAGGUACUCUGUUGUAACUUUACCCCAAAAACUUUGCCGUCUGGGUCUAACGUACAUGGGAAAGAACGAAAUGCCAAUAGUAUUCCCAUUCGCAACCCUUCUCAAAAAGCUCGAUCUUCUUUAUGCGUUGCUGGACACUGAGGACCAUUGCACAUUAAUUCAAAGGUGCCCCAACCUGGAAAUUCUCGAGACAAGGAACGUUAUUGGAGAUAGAGGACUAGAAGUUCUUGCUCGGAGUUGCAAGAGACUAAGGAGGCUCCGAAUUGAGCGGGGCGCAGAUGAACCAGACAUGGAGCACGAAGAAGGUGUUGUUUCACAACGGGGUCUGAUGGCCCUGGCACAGGGCUGCCUAGAGCUCGAAUACGUGGCUGUUUAUGUAUCGGACAUCACCAAUGCAUGUCUGGAAUACAUUGGGACUUACUCUAAAAAUCUCUCUGAUUUUCGCCUUGUCUUGCUGGACCGAGAAGAGACAAUAACAGAUUUGCCACUUGACAAUGGGGUUCGAGCUCUUUUGAGGGGAUGCCAGAAGCUUCGUAGGUUUGCUCUGUAUCUCCGUCGUGGGGGCUUGACUGAUCUGGGACUGAGUUAUAUCGGCCAGUACAGUCAGAAUGUGAGAUGGAUGCUUCUGGGUUAUGUUGGGGAAUCUGAUGCAGGGCUUUUGGCUUUCUCAAAGGGUUGCCCUAGCCUGCAAAAAUUGGAAAUGAGGGGUUGCUGCUUCAGCGAGCGUGCACUCGCUGAUGCUGUAAUGCAACUGACUUCCCUUAGGUACUUGUGGGUGCAGGGGUACAGAGGAUCUGGAACUGGUCGCGACCUUUUGGCAAUGGCUCGCCCAUUUUGGAAUAUCGAGUUGAUUCCUCCGAGACGAGUUGAUGUUCCUGAUCAGCAGGGAGUCGAGCAUCCAGCCCAUAUACUUGCAUACUACUCACUUGCUGGACCGAGAACAGAUUUUCCAGACAGUGUUAUUCCCGUUGAUCCGGCAUCCUUGCUCUCCUUCUAGAUCUGUAAAUACAACCUCUUUUUUUAUUCCACAAGCAGUCAUUUUCUUGCCACGCCUUGUUUAUAAGUUGAUGUAACUUUUUUACUUUUCUUUAGAGGGUUUCGUUUUCAUAUUUUCAAUUUUAUUUCUAGACUCUUAGUUCUGUAAUAAGUUUGAGUUAUCCUGUGUAAUCUGAAAGCACUUGCACUCUUUGACCCCAAACUGUUUCGGUCCUCUUUUCCGGACAGUUUGCUUCAAUUUCAAGCCUGUAGCGACUGGUAUUUGUUUGCUGAGGACAAUCUUGCUGGGAAACUAUUGUACUUUCUGGAGCGCAAUGUGGCGGUGUUGCAAGUUUUUGAAUAAAAUUGAAGAGUGAUUUUGCUUGCCCGAA
This is a messenger RNA of Pyrus x bretschneideri (Chinese white pear), 2660 nucleotides long. Its product is annotated as coronatine-insensitive protein 1. The record is from RefSeq and is a predicted model, not a curated record. The transcript has 3 exons. Gene Ontology annotation, biological process: SCF-dependent proteasomal ubiquitin-dependent protein catabolic process. NCBI's taxonomy places the organism in Eukaryota, Viridiplantae, Streptophyta, Magnoliopsida, Rosales, Rosaceae. Gene Ontology annotation, cellular component: SCF ubiquitin ligase complex. The coding region runs from base 539 to 2290 and encodes 583 amino acids.